ACACAGUUCAAGAAACAGUUGCAACAUUAUAAUGCCAUCUUCUAAACAGCUGCCCUUCAGUUUUGGGUUUUUUGGAUUUUGUGUGUGUGUGUGCUGCAAAAAAAAUCUGUGAAAAUGCCAACAGUCACUUGAAACCUGAUCAGCUCUCAAACAUUCAUGAACAUGCAAACAAGGAAGAGCUCAGUAUCAAAUUUGCCUUUUCUGAAUGUUGUUUUCACCCCUACUCGUUAGGCAAAUAGAAGGGGAAAGUCUUCUGCACAAAGUGAAGUUGUGCAUGUUACAGUUUCCUUUAAAGGAAGAAAGAGACUAUUGAUUUGAAGUCUGGCACACGUUAUGCUAUUUGGGUGAGGCAAAACAUGACCUCUUCACCACCUCUACACAUACCCUCUGGGGAAUGGGAAAUUAAUAGCCAAUAAUAGUUCUUUAUUGCUGCUUUCUUGACUUGGAACCAUGUUGGGAAAUCUUCCCAAUAUAAGCCUCCUGGAGCGUCAUUGGUCCCAGCGAGUAUAUAAGGAGAGCAGGACAGGGAGACAGUGAAUUGCACAGAGGAACAAGGAAGCCAUGCAUCUGGAGCUGUGUUACAGGGUUUUUGCAGUCUUGCUCUGUUUUCCCACCUGGAUGGAGGCAACUGGUGAUCCCAACAAAUGCGCAGGUGAUCGAGGAGAUCUUUUGGCCCUCUGCCAAACCGCACCAAGAAGCUGCAAGGAGCUGCUGAGCAAGGGGGAGUUCCUGAGCGGCUGGUACACCAUCUAUCUGCCGGGCUGCUGGCCCCUGAGGGUCUUCUGUGACAUGGAUACUGAUGGAGGGGGCUGGCUGGUGUUUCAGAAGCGGUUGGAUGGGUCUGUUGAUUUCUACCGUACCUGGAAUGACUACAAGAAAGGCUUUGGGAACCAGCUAUCGGAAUUCUGGCUGGGCAACGAAAACAUUCAUCUCCUGACACGGGAGGGGGAACACCAGCUGCGUGUGGACUUGGUAGACUUUGACGACCGCAAAACCUUUGCUCAUUACCAGUCCUUCCAGCUCAGGGGAGAAGAGGAGAAGUAUCAGCUUGUCCUGGGGCAAUUCCUGGGUGGCACUGCAGGUGACUCCAUGACCUUUCACAGCGGGCAGCGUUUUUCCACCCAUGACAAUGACAAUGACACCGGGACACAGAACUGCGCUGUCACUGUGCAUGGAGGUUGGUGGUAUGCCAACUGCUAUAGGUCCAACCUGAACGGAGGCUAUCCAAUUGGUGAUCGGAAAGGGCAGGUCUAUGGCAUUGACUGGGCAACUGGCAAGGGCGUUGGCACCUCCUACAAGCGCACAGAGAUGAAGAUUCGCUAAAGAGAUCCCAUUUGAGGCCUAGAAAGCAACCAAAGGGAAUGAGUAAAUCAAAAAUUAAGCAGCUA
Messenger RNA from Podarcis raffonei (Aeolian wall lizard), 1388 nucleotides. RefSeq names its product ficolin-2-like. Lineage: Eukaryota; Metazoa; Chordata; Lepidosauria; Squamata; Lacertidae. The transcript has 6 exons. The coding region runs from base 562 to 1323 and encodes 253 amino acids. The record is from RefSeq and is a predicted model, not a curated record.